CCCCCUCUCCUCUCUCCCCGGCAGCCUCCGCCUCUCUUCCCUGGUCUGUCUUUCACACGGCCGUUGUUGCAGCCAUUUUACCGUGGACUGUCGGCACAGAGACGAGCGGAGGAUGCGGAGACAGCAGCAUUAAAAGGCAAUCCUAUAUCUCCACAGUUUGGGACUGAACUCUAUCCUUCAAGAUGACAACGCUCAUUCCCACAGAGCAGGGUUUAUCAGAGGCUACCUCCAGAAUUUGGGAGUGAAGAGGACGGAAUGGCCUGCCUACAGUCCUGACCUCACCUCCAAGGGGAUUAGCUUGGGCGUGCCGUUUGUGCUAGAGUGACCAACACAACCACAUUGGCCGAGAAAUACAAACAUGGCUGACGCGGUGCAAGAUGCCGUGGUUGGCCGGCCAUUGGCAUUCACCAAUGAAGAGAGGAGGGCUGUUCACUCUUGGUCUCGAAUCUCAUCAGCAGGGCACAGUGUCCUUCUAGAUGCUCUAAAGAUCCUCAGUCCGAUGUCACGUGAUCUCUCGAGCACUGAGGAGCUAGUCACCUUCCUGCAAGAGCUGAAUGAAGAGGGCCACAAGCCCACUGUGCUGCGCAGCAAGGAAGUGUAUGGCUACCGCUCCUGUACAAGCCAACCUAUGACUGAAGACAUGCUAAAGCCACCCAACAAACAUGUUAGACCCUCUGCCAAAAGGAGAGGAAGAAGAGGCCUAACCAAGAAGAGAGAGGUACACCCAUCCUGGAGCUGCUCUGAGAAGAGCAAUCCCAGAAUCCAAGGCGUCCGCCCUCCAGAGCUGCUGGUAGAUCAUCGCACCAUUGCCUGCAGCAGGACCAGCAUUCGGACUCCUGAGAAGUUGCAUGCACUGCAGGUGCAGCCUUGUCUCCGAUUGACCAAUAUUGAAGGCCUGUCAGGCUGCCACACAGCAAGACUGCAGAUCCACACAACCUGGGACUCGUCCUCUGAAGCACCCCCUGUUGCCUUUUCAAAGCAACAUUACCCUCCAACGCUUUCAGGAAUACCUUUACAGCCUUCGCAGAAUGGUGUUGGGGUGCCCACCAAAGCUGUGGCCUUGUACAGCCAGAAGAGCCUGUCCUGCCCCAACCGACCGGACGGUGCCCUCAUUGGAGAUUCUGCACCAGUCUUCUAUGCUAACGGUCGGGUGUUUCCACAGACUCAUACAGAGCUGACCAGCAACGGCUGGAGGAGCAAUGGCUUCCACCAAGACAGUCGGGGGCCUAAAGAACUGAACAGCACGCCCUGGCAGAGAAGAAGCUGGAAGGACAAGAAAGGUUUUAGAUGGAAAGUGAUAAAAGUGGAUUACUCUCGAUCAGUAGCCGAGGCCCGCAGAAAGGCGCAGAAGAUCUUACAGGUCAAUCUUUCUCCGGUGAUUCAGAUCCAACCUCUCAAUUAUCUGCUGAGAGACUUCAGAUACCAGAAUAACUGACUAGUUCUCCCCAAACCCCACACACAUUGUGUUUGUAGCAGAUGUUAGUGUUUUACAUCCAGUAGCCUCUACCUGGCUGAGCCUAAGUGUUCAUAGCAGACAUCAUACAUGGCAAGGGUUUGUGUCGACUGUGAAAAUGUUCAAGCUACACAAUACUAAAGCCAACUAUCUCUCUGCCAGCUAGCCAAUGCUGGUGAUUAAUUCAUAGACCUACAAGUGAUCCAAGAUCAUUUAUGCAGUUAUGAAUAAUUUGAAGUAUAACACUGUUGUCCCAAAGUAUUUUUACUUGAACAGGUGAAACAGUGCUGUCAGUCAGUGGUGCCCUAUGUUCGACUGCAAAGGAGGAAAUUAAAUGAGUGGCAGAAUAGCACAUUUCCCAUUUCAUGCCCAGAUAACAGGUGGAUUUGCAAGGCAGGUUUGAAAGGUCUUCAGACAAAGCAGAUCAGGUGGUCGGUUGGUUCUGGCAAAAUAAAACUUGAAAAGAGGAAAAAGAAAAUUGUUUCCCAUUUAUUUUAUUUUAUUUUAUUUUAUUUUUUUACAUGUAUUUGUUUCCACCAAAAAUCAGGAAGGUUCUGGAAGUGAGUGCAGCAGGGAAUUGAACCUAAGGCACACAGUGAUGCUUGGCUGAUUUGUUUGAACUACAAGUCUUCAGAAAUUGUUUCUUUUGGUUCAGUUUAUCCACACAAUGAGAAAAUAUAAAUGGUAUGUUUGACUAUUGUGAACAUUUGAAGUUUCACAGAGACGAAUUAUGAAUCCCAUUAUAGAAAAUAGUGAGUAUGGGGAAAGGGAAUCUAGCUCUGUGAACACACUUAAGAAUAAUAUUUAAUAUCUUGGGCUACAUCCAAACUAUUUCAUUUCCAUUAAAAAGAAAUGCAGAAAUUCUGCUCAAUAAAAUUAAGACGUUUGAAAUUAUUGCCUGCUUCAUUUAAUUUGAAAACUCUUGGGCUACAUUUUAGUCUGGACGGGCAGACCUUUACACUGUUACACACCUGCCCAUUUGUACCUGAAUCAUCAUAAGAUGUUUUCAGGUUGUGCUUUUUAUGGAUGCAGAUUACUUCUGAUUACUUGUCUGGACACAGAUGAUUUUUAUCUGAAAACAAAUGAAAAUGUAAUAUUAUGGAUGUAGCCUUAAUUGUGAACACAGGAAUUCCUGUUUUAAUCUCAAAGAGCUCUUGUAUUUUCUCAUUGGUAAUCUUGGAUUUUAGAAAAUCCCUUUAUUUUUUUAUUCACAAUUAUUUCUUUUAUUUGGAACUAUGUAUUUUCCCUCAAAUUAUUCCAUUCCAUAAUUUGGCCAUGGUCCACUUUCACAAGUUUAUGAUGUUUUACAGACACUAACACGAACUAUUCAAAGUGUGCACUGAGCCUGAGAAAGUAUCAGAUGGUGGUGUUUUGCUGCUCAAGAUUUAUGUUUGCUUGAAAACUUUCUGUACAUUAAUGGGAACCAACCAUCAGUGUCCUGAUGUAUGUUUUGUUUUGUUUUUGAUUUAAAAAUAUUUAUGGCGAGUCAGUGGUCUGUUAAAUUUGUAAUUGCAGCUUAUGAAAGUUUUAUCUCCCAUCAGAGCUUUGCUCUGUUGAUGGUGAGAAUUUUCCAAAAUCUAAGUUUUAGUUAGAAUUCCUCAGCAGUAAUCAGACUGUUGAGGCUCUCCUUAAAACAAAAAAAGCACUUUGAGAGUGUGCAGUGUCACAGUGUUUCACUGACACUUGUUCCAGGUCAUGAAAGUCUUUGGUAUUUUUAUUUCCAGCAUGUAAAAAAAUAUUUGAGAUCUCUAAAAUUUGGUUUGACUUUCUUUGAACCCACACUGGUUUUUGCUUCUGGUGCUAACUUUGCAAUGUUGGUGCUGAAUGAAAUGGCUCAAGAAUGUCAUCCUGUUUUUCCCCUACGGGUCCUGAUUGGAGCAUCUCGAGCAAUGACUUCCUGUGAAGUAUUUUUUUAGAGGAACUGAUGGCACUGUUGCCCCUGCAGGUUGGGAUGAGCAUGCCAAAUCUGCCUCGUGUGCUUUCCAAAGGGUUUCUACUGUGAGGAACUACUCAAAUCCAUUUAUCUGUGAGAAACUUUGCGUAUUUGUUUAGCAAAUCCGUGCUCCACAAAGUAGAUAAGUUAUUGAGCAUUAACUCUUUUAUGGGGGCUCAGAAAUGUUAGUUUCACAAUAAAUGUAGACUUGAUUCACUUGCUAAUUGUUCGCUGGAGCUUUUACGGAUCAUAAGCUAAUUUAAACCGGAUAAAAGCUCCGGGUAAGCCAGAAUUGAUUAUUUUCGGUUUAAAUUACUAAACCAACAUCAACUCAGUAAAUGUAUGGUCAAAAAGAUUUUGGAAAAAAGAAUGAAAAUUAAAACUGGAUUUACAAAUAAAUUUAAGGUUUUAAUGGUUUCCAGUCUGUCCUGGGCCAAUUGGUACAAAUAAAUAAUUUGUUUUGGAAAUCUCAAAACUGUUACUCUCUUGAAGCUGACACAAUGUCAGUUCUGGGUGGUUGGCUAAACAAAUAGGUUUACUUUCUGAAAGAGACUCAUUACCUUGCACCCUUUUUGUCUGUUGGCAGUCAUGUUCAUGCCCACCAACAAUUCCCUUUUGUAGAUCUUUCUGUUAGUCUUGUUUGUGCAACACUUGUAUUAUAUUGUAUUUCCUACAUGAUCUUUCAAAAACUUUGUUCAAUAAAAAGUAAAAAAAUUA
Messenger RNA from Solea solea (common sole), 4103 nucleotides. It is a transcript of the gene ccdc71, whose product is annotated as coiled-coil domain containing 71. Bases 359 to 1435 code for a protein of 358 amino acids. The record is from RefSeq and is a predicted model, not a curated record. The transcript has 3 exons. NCBI's taxonomy places the organism in Eukaryota, Metazoa, Chordata, Actinopteri, Pleuronectiformes, Soleidae.